Messenger RNA from Somion occarium, 1537 nucleotides. NCBI's taxonomy places the organism in Eukaryota, Fungi, Basidiomycota, Agaricomycetes, Polyporales, Cerrenaceae. The record is from the annotation of a GenBank genome assembly.
CGUCCAGGCAAGCGCUUAUGACUCUUCGCAAUGAUCCCAUCUUCGCGACUUCUGGUGCAGGGGAAUCGUAUAUUGGUCAUUCCUUCUGCUGCAAUCACAUUCCACGCUCUCCUUGGGCGCGAGUUUGUAUGAACAUGGAGAAACUCCGAAGCGUUUGAAUAGGUCGAGUUAUCGAGUCAUCCUACAGGGCGCUGGUUUUCCCGUUUGAUCGAGUUCAACCCACGGUGAAGUUGGUGUGUAUAUACUAGGCCGAAACGUUGUUCUCCAAGGACAGUAGAAUUCUGACAGGACGCAGGUGAAUCACAGCCUCUCAUUCCAGUUUGGGAUAGCUACUGAGGGCCGAUGAUGGAUAUCUACUGUCGGCUGAGCUAUAUAAGUCGCUCUAUCUUAACCUCUUGAGUGCAUCCAGGCCUCUCACUCAUCGUGCACUACAACGUCUCGCUGCGUUACAUUUUCCAUCUCUCUUCACAUACUGUCAUGUCAUUCGGACGCCCACCUCAUAUGAAGGAGUCUGGAAAACCAUACAGGGUGGAAACAGAUCAAUGGUUAUAUUUCAAGGAAGUCGUUUCUGCCCCCAAUCCUGUUGGUUAUAAUAGGCCGCCUGUACGCUGCGAAAGAGGGCAACGGGUGCGACUUAUGGAGGUCAUCAGUGUAGGCAGAAACAAACAAUUCGCCUUGAAGGCGGCCGAUGCCAGGUAUAAUGUGGAGUUCACCCAAGACUUCGUUAUCCCCACAAGGGUGUAUGGUGUGGCUUCUCACCGCAAGCUUGAGGUCAUUGGGAAUACGCUACCGAAGCAGAAAAAGCUUCCUCCGGGCACGCAGGCAAAACUCGUUGAACCUAUUGAAAUACUCCACGGUGGCAUCAGGCAUCCUAUACCGGUGGGAACAAUCAUAGAAGUGGCUGGCCGUGCUGUCAGAGAGAGCGCGGAGGGCACCGGCCAGCCGUUCCCCGUCGAUGCCAUGGAUGCCGCUUAUGAAUUUAAGUAUAUCAUUCAUAUAUCCACUCCCUUCAUGGUCACGAUUGCAGACCUGCGUCACAACCAACUCUCCAAGACCCCUGUCUGAAUUGUACCAGAGUCUUACGGCAUUACCCAGAGCCUUGUAGCGUUUCCUCUUGAGUCAAUAGCUGUCAAUGUGUUGUGUACAUAAUGUUUUCGAUAACCAGCUAGUAUUUUCCCUGAACCUUCUGUAUUAGUGAUUGUUCCUCUGUAAACCUCGUUGUACGUCUAACCGCUGAAGAAACAACGUCGGUGAAUUGGCGGUGGAUCGUGUUGGAACCGUAGUAGUCAAAACCUAACCGUUUCGAACGUAGUUUCUUUCUUUCCUUUUUGGUAGAUUUGAUCGUUCUCACUCCUUGAUCAAACCGUCUGAUUUUCUCUUCCCUCAGUCUUUUUCGUACUAAUCGUUUAGAACUGGACGUAAUUAUAUUUAUCUGCGGUACCUCACAAGACAUGUUCAACACUACGUUGUCUCUUAGGGUUUCAAGAACAUCUCUCAGUCGCGAUGACCCUCUACUGAACAAAUGGCGUCAUCUACU